This is a messenger RNA of Anopheles coustani, 8010 nucleotides long. It is a transcript of the gene osp, whose product is annotated as protein outspread. The transcript is spliced from 15 exons. Gene Ontology annotation, molecular function: actin filament binding. NCBI's taxonomy places the organism in Eukaryota, Metazoa, Arthropoda, Insecta, Diptera, Culicidae. The record is from RefSeq and is a predicted model, not a curated record. Gene Ontology annotation, biological process: actin filament organization. Bases 1 to 7359 code for a protein of 2452 amino acids. Gene Ontology annotation, cellular component: actin cytoskeleton.
AUGGGGAGCCGCAACAUCGAGUGUCGUAAAUUUUCGCCGAACAUCUUCAACAAGAGCAAAUGCACGCACUGUUUCCGGCAGCGGGAGGAGCAUAGUGCGGCGGCGCUGGAAUGCAAUCGGGCGACGCGAAAGGUGUCAAAACGUGGAUAUUUAUUCGUGGCACCCGACUGGGAUUUCAGCAAUCCACUGUACAGAACAAAGCGAUGGCAAAGGAGGUGGUUCGUGCUGUACGACGAUGGAGAGCUCACAUACUCGGUGGACGAACAUCCCGAGACAAUCCCGCAGGCCAUAAUCGACAUGACGAAGGUGCUGGAGGUGACCACCGCGGACAACAUCACCAGCCACCCGCACUCGAUCGCCAUCACCGCCCCGGACCGGGUCACCUUCGUGAAGGGCACCUGCCCGGAGGAGACGAAGUGGUGGUUCAACGUGCUGGCCGCCUUUCCCAAAUCGAAGGGGCGACACAAACGGAACGCGACCUUCCCCGGGGGACAGGCGACCACGAUCCUGCAAGCUCAGAUGUACAGCGAGUCGCAGGCGCAGAUUUCGACCAAAAACGGCACUCCGGCCGCACGAGACAAGCUGGCGCUGCAGCUCGACACUGGCAAGGCCCAGCCGCGGCUUCGCACCCGCCAUCGAUCAUCGGUGGACGUCAGUGAUUCAGGUGAGCUAGACGACAUCGACUCCGGGAUCGAUUCGCACAUUGAGUCCGGUGCAGCAUCCAAGUGUUUGCUGCUCGAUGGAGGCGCGGGGUCGGAGAUGCGCGCGCGCGACGAACCAAAGCUGAAGGAUAUCGCCAACACGAUCACGAACGUCAACCGCUGGAGCAGCCCCUGCAUCACGGACAGUCUGUCGCUGACGGCCGGCGCAGAUCAUCUCGAGAAGCCGACGAGCCCGCGGGACGAAAACACCGUCCCGCCGCAGUACACCAACGGUGGAACCGGCGGUGGAGGAGGAGGUGGUGGCGGUAGUGGCGGCAACAACGGUGGAACCAGUGCGGCUAAUGGUACGGGGGGUGGAAGUGUCGUUGGGACGCCGCUCCAGAUGCGACCACACUCGCUCACCAUCCCCUCGAGUGCGCCAGCCAUCGUGUCGGCCAUUGUGAAGAAAAUUCCGACGUCCACCGGCGGUGCGGGGGGCGGCAAGAUGGGUCAGCAGGGCCAGCAGCUACUGCAUUCGGCCGCCUCUAGUCCGAAGCUGAAGCCUAGUCAAACGCACGAACGGGGCGACCCGGACGGCGACUGCGGCAUGGACGAGGCGCCCGCCAGCUACCUCGGCAAGAACUCGGAACACAGGAGCGGGGGAGGGGGCGGUGCGGAGGCGGAUCUUCUGCACGCGAAGAAGGGUUGGCUGCUGAAGCAGGACGUGCGGUCGGGCGACUGGAGCAAGCACUGGUUCACGCUGCGAGGGGCCGCCCUGUUCUACUACCGGGACCCGGUGGCGGAGGAGAAGGGCGUGCUGGACGGGGUACUGGACGUGAACAGCAUCACCACCAUCGCGGAGGUGCCAGUCAGCAAGGGCUACGGUUUUCAGUUGACGACCUGGGAUAACCACCGGAUCAUCCUCUCGACGAUGACGAUCAACAUCCGAAACAACUGGAUCAACGUGCUGAAAAAUGCGGCCGGUCUCCCACCGGCGAAGCCGACGCUCAGCAACAACAACAGCCUGGAGUUAAGCAACCAGAACGAUGACAACUUCAAGACGUUACACACGGACAAGGCACCGCCUCCGUCGACACCCCUACCGUCCCCGCUCGAGCUCGAGCUGAUCGGGCCCGAUGUCGAUCAAAAGCCACCACAGAAACCUCCGUCCGCGAAGAAGGCCAAACUUCACGAGAAGAACAACAACAGCCUGCUCAUCGAAGGCGUAGUACCGCUGGCGGCGACACCCGGCCCGGGUGAGGACGUCGUGGAUAAGGCACUGCCGACGAUGGUCAGUUGCAUGCGAGGCGCACCGGUAGCAAACGCCCCGAAGGACGUGGUCGUGCAUCUAUCCGCACGCGGUCCCUCGAGCGCCAUCGAGCCCUCCGGCGGGGACAGUAAUAGUUCUAGUACCAAUAGUGUUAACAGCAAUAGCAGUAGUAACAGUAGCAGUAAUAGUAGUACUAGUAGUCAGCCUCAACCAAAGUCGGCCGUGCAGUCGCCCGUGACGCCACUGACACCGAAAUCGCUGCUGUUCUCGUCCGACGAGGAGUACCGGACGGCGUCGGAGGGUGGCCGGCGGGAUAGUGUCGGCGACUGGGGAUCACCGUUGUCCCCGUCGCCACCAUCGACGAUGCCGCUGGGCGCGGCUCUGCGUACCAAAGAUAGGUUAAGGACGUCAUCUUCAUCAUCAUCACCACAGGCGGCGACGCACAGGAUGCACAAGCGAAGCCGCUCGUCACCACCGAGCUCCCGGCGUAGCACGAUCGACAGCUGUCUUCAGCUGGAUGAGGACGCAACGCUGAUCAACACGACCGUCCAUGAGUCGGAGCACGAACACCUGCACCACCACACCGGCAUUACGGCCGGCUUGGAGAAGGAACUGCAGCUACGGUUGCAGGCGGCCGAAAAGGAACUGUCGAUGCUGCGCGAGGAAACGCACGAGCGGGAGGCGCGUAUGUCGGAGCUGCUGACGACCCUGGAGCGCACCGAGCAGGAGUUGACUCGUAAGCGCGAGCUGGAGGAAAACCGCGAGAAACUGAUGGCCCAACUGCAGGAGAGCCGAGCCGCCGGUCAGGAAAUCAUCGAUCGGAUCACGCUCGAGCUGAACAAGAGUCGCGAAACGACGAAGGAUCUCGAGGAGCGGUUGGCGCGUGGCAUCGAAGAGAAUGAAUCGCUGUACCGGAAGCUGCGGGAGUAUGGCAUCGCGAGCCCCUCGUCCAGCAUGGGCUGCCUGAUGGCGAUCCAGAAGCGCAACGGAGCGAUGAAGCGUAUGGACUCGUUCAGCGAUCUCACCUGCCUGUCGGAAAUCGAUCCGGCCCAGCUCGACAAGGACAUGCUGGCGGACGAGUACCGGGAGUUGCGGGCCCGCUUCGAGAAGGCCGUCAGCGAGCUGAAGGCGAUGAAGCGCGAGCUGAAGGAUGCGCACGGGCUCUACGACGAUCUGGAGAUAGCGUACGCCACCCUGCAGAAGGAGCUCGAUCGGCAGGUCGAACAGCACGGCGCCCAGUCGCGCAUGAUGGCCGACCGGAUUCAGGACAUGACGAACAAGUACACCGCGGCCGAGAAGCAGGUACGGUUGCUCAAGCAAAAAGCAAUCCGGUCCGAGAAGCGCCGCUCGCUGUCGCUCAAGGGCAAGGAAUCACUGUCGAUCCAGAAAGAGCUGGAGGAGAAGGUGAGCGAGUUGGAAAGCAAGAUCGAUGCGCUUGAGAGUGGAGGGGCGAUCGUGCCGGUGGUGGCGAAGGAAGCGGUCGAACUGGCCACGCCGGAAGUGGUGCAACCGAGCAGACGAUCCUCUACAUCCCGCUUGCGAAGGAAAAGCCUCGACAGUGCGUCGUUGUCCUCGCAGCCGAUGCAAGUGUUGCUCCGGCUGAACAACCUCGAGAAGCGUGUGGACAGUGUCCAUGCGGUGACGGAGCUAACCCCAUCGAAGCGCGAACUGCUCGAAUGCGAAACGGCCAGUACAAGCAGCUCCGGCACGACGAUCGCCCCGACGGCGGGUUCCUGUGCAUCGACGAAGCUCCCGGAGCAUCUUAUGGAUCGACUGAAAAGCCUCGAAGGUGUCGUGGUGUCGGUCCGCGAACUCAUCGACCAAAGUGCCCAGCAGUUCCAGAACCUGCGCUCGUCCCGAUCGCGCCGCUCCGUGUCGCCGAUUGCCGAUAAGAAGGAUUCGUUUAAGUUCAUCGAGCGCUGCCUUUCGGAGGUGUCCAAGCUGCUGCGGGAAAGCUGCGACAACUGCAUCAUCCCGGACGGCUCAUCCGGUGCCUCGGGCGUCCUUGUGCUGCCCGAUUCGAACCCCAUCAAGCUGGCGCUGAACCAGCUCGAAACGCAGCUCAAGAACAAGCUGGCCGAUCUGCUCAAGCAGCGCCGUAUGCUGCGGGAAACGAACGGGUUGACGCAGCGCAAGGACAUGGAGCUGCUGGCCGAGCGGAUCGCGUUCGAGAGCGUAUGCUUUGGCCGGCUGCGGCACGCGUUGGAGCGGGCGGAGAACCUGCAGGAGUUCGAGGAGCGUCAAACCAAAGUCGAAGUCUGUGAAACGAUCCAGCUGAUGUCGAUGCUGAAGGCGAAACUGUCCGGCAAGUGUGUCGUGCGGCCGAGCAACAGUGUCGAUGUGCUCGCGAGCGUACUCGCCCGCAAGCUGAUGCUCUCCGCCGGCCGGACGAGCACGAUCCGGUCGCUCACCUUCCCACCGAUCGGCACGGCCCUGCUGGACGAUCUGCUCCGGCAGCAGCACGAGGUGCACCUGAUCGCGAAGCGUUACAAAACGACCGUCAUGGAGAACCUCGCGUACGGCCUGGCGGCCGAAACGCUCAGCUACAUCUCGUCCUCGAACGAAACGGUCCAGGGUGCGGUGCAGGAAGCCUGGCGGCAGGCGCAGGAAGCGGUCAACGCGGAGCUCGUACAAUCGGAGAUUGCGCACAUCAUGAUGCGGAACGCGCAGCGGUACGAGAACUCCCUCGCGCCCGCCUUCGGGUACGCUCUGUCCACGCAGGAGCGCAUCACGUUCGAGACGUUUGCGGACGCCGUGCACGAAGCGCUCCGGCGGGAAAUGGAUGCGGCGGUCGGUCAGCUAACCGAGUGCUACGAGGAGACGCUCGAAAAGAUGAAACGGGGCCAAUGGCGGCUGCACCUCGAGCAGGAACGCAAGCCGAGCGAAGGGCGCCAGCUGUUGGCGGAGUUUGCCGACAUCGUGGCGCACAAGGCACUGAUCGAUGCGCGCGUCCAGGUACUCAAGGGUGACUACGUGCCCGCGAAGCAGAAGCUGCUCCAGCCCAAAGGGGAGCCGUCGGAGCGGGUGUUUAGCGUGGCCGCACUGAAGCAGUACGAGAACCUUUACACCGACCUCACCGCCGACCUGGAGGUAGCGAACGCCGACGACAUCCUGGCGGAGGCAGAUUUCAACUUCAUGUACAAGUACUUCUCCAGCGAGCACUCGCUCAACAAGGCCGAAGUGAAGGAAGUGUCGGCGAUACUGAACGAGCUGGAACGCUCGGUGGUGGCCCUCCAGGCCACGCUUCGACCCGAGAACUGCGCUGGUGCCGUUGCGAGUGCGAUCGAUGUCGACAGCCUCCGCAGCAUUCACACGCGCUGCGUCGAGAUACAGCAGCGAAUCGAUUCGCUCAUUACCGCCGCCAAGCAGCUGCAGUCCCGAAGCGAACAGUGCGCCAAGCUGCAGGACAAACUGCGCCAGGUCACGCAGGAACACGAGCGUGAGCUGGCCUCAGUAAGGCAGCAGCACGAGCAGAAGCUGCUCACGCUGCAGCGCGCGAUCGACGAACAGCAGCAGCGCAUCCAAGCGAUCGAUGCCGAGCGAGCUGAACUGCUCGAGCGGCUCAACAACGAGCGCAACCUGCUAAAGCAAAAGGAGAAGGAACUGCACGACCUAUCCGUCCGGUUGACGCGCGUCGAGGCGGCGAGCAACGAGAAGGACAAGGAGAUCGAGGAUCUGCUCGACAGCUACGAUCAGGAGCGCCGGAAGGCACGCUCGCUCAAGGAGCGCUGCGACGAGCUGGCGGACAGCUGCCGCAAGACGGCCGACGAGUACGCCGAGCUGGAGAAGGAGCGCGACUACCUGUUCGAUCAGGUGCGCCGCGAGCAGGAGCACGUGAAGAAGCUCGAGAAGCACCUGGAGAUGCUGGAGACGGAGCACGCGCAGCAGGUGGACAACCUGCACGCCGCCUACCGGGAGCAGCAGAUGGCCAACGAGCUGGACUCGCAGAAGGACAAGGACGACGAGGAUAGCUUGCGAUCGCGCUAUCAGGCGGAGAUCGAGCAGUUGCGGGCCCUCUGUGAAAAAGGCUUGGCCGCGAUGGAAGCCUCGCACAAGCGAAUCAUACACGAUCUGGAGGAAAAGCACCAGCAAGAGAUCGCCAAACUCAUUCUGGAAAAGGAACAGGCGCUGGCCGAAGAAACACAGGCAACACUGGCAGCACUCGACGCCAUGAAGAAAGCCCACCAGAAUGAGGUACAGCGGGAAGUGACGCGCUUCAAGCAGGAGUUCCUCAAACAGUUCCAGAAGGGCGGCCAACCGCCACAAACCUAUCGCGAGAAAGAACAAGAGCUGGAGGACGUGCGGCUAGAAAUACUGUCCCUCUCGGAGAAGUACUCGAUGAAGUGCGUCGAGACGGCUUCGCUCGAGGAAAAGCUUCGCAUUGCGACGCAACAGUUGAAAUGCUCCCAGCAGCACAUUCAACAGCUCGACGUCAGAAAUAAGCAACUUCGAGCGCACUUCAUCUCGAGCCCGACGGAGGAAACGGCCUCCGCACCGCCGACCACCAGUGUCGUAACGCCAAAGGAUACCAAUCUGUUCGCCAGUGGCAGCACGGAAAACGAUCAUCAUCCGAGCAUUGGCAGCAGCUCCACGGUACGAUCUGCCUCGAAUCGGGUCCCUUCCCGCGGAAGUAACGAGCGUACGGUGCCCAGUGGCGAACUACUGCACUCUCCCACCUCACUGCCUCCGACGGCCGUCGGGGACAGCUUACUGGGGACGGCAGCUCCCACCACCAUCACCACCACCACCACCGCAACCGCCGAGAACACCCUCGAGAUGCUCGAUCUCCGCGACUGUCAGCAUCUGCUGCUGAACAAUAAGAAAGAAUCGCAUCCCCGGUUGAAGUUUACCGAAGGAGCCAAACUAGGUGUAGCACCGAUCUUCUCUACCUCCAGCUCGGGCGGCUCGGCCAGCCCCGCGACGACGGUCAUCGACUCUGUCAACCUGGCGAGCAGCACCAACAAUAACCGCGCCAAAGUCCUCAGCUCCAAGCAGCUCAACAUGAACCUUAUCAGUGGGUCCGGUACCGGCGUCGGCGUCGUUGCCGGCACCACCGGGUCGUUUGCCCCUCCGUCGCCUCCGACGCCGCAUCCGGUGGCCCUCACCCUGCCCCUCAUCACAAGCGCCACGCUGAAGAACAGUAACCUGCACCGGCAUAACCACCACAACAACAACAACGCCAAUCCGGCCGGAAGCACUAGCGCCGGGAUCGGCAACAACAACAACAACAACCACCACCACCUCCUUCAUCAACACCAUCAUCACCACAUUCACAACAACAACAAUAACAACAACAAUAUCAGUAGUUUACAUAACAAUAAUAAUAAUAAUAAUAAUGAUAACGAUAACAUGCACGAGCUUAAGCCAUCGACUAAACUUUGUUCGCCCCCUCCCUUAGAUGAGAGGGACGUUGAACAGCAAAUUCAUCGGUUCGAGUUGGAAAUCUAACGCAAAUCACGCAAACAGAGUCACGUAAAAUCACUGAAAGAGGAGAAAUUGUUCAAGCCAAAAUUGCUUAAAUCCAACAUCCGAGUUUUUUUUUCUUCCUGGCCUCAAACACACGCAGCGCAUCUUUUGGGACAAGUUGUUUUAUAGAAAUUUUUCAAAACCGCAUACCAAGCGCGUUUACUAACAUACACCCGUUGAAACAAUUUGAACAGCAAAGAUAAACUAAACCUAUGCUAUAGAGAACAACGCGAAACAACGCAUUAAUCAUUAUUAUUAUUAGAGAGCACGCGUAUGAUACUUUAACGAGCGACAAACCGUUUUAAGCCACGCUUACUAUGUUUAUUUGUUUUUUUUUUCGUUAUCCUUUGCAAGCUCUUCAUUUUCAGAGCUUUGGGACGUUUGAAGAUCUUUUUUUUUUGGUUGGCGAUCGUUUUUAUUGUGUUUGUUGUUGAUGUUGCUGUUGUUAUUGCGGGAAAUGUUGUUGUUGUUGCUGUUGUUGUUACAGAAGAAGGGUCGAAGAUUUGGGGUCAACAGUGUUAACCGGCUCCACAGCGACUGACUGCUCGAAUUAAUUGUUUUCAACUCUGCUAACUUCAUUUAUUUAUUCUUCUCUUGUAAGCAUACCAUUUUGUACCAUUUGUCUUUAAAGUC